This is a messenger RNA of Cyanistes caeruleus (blue tit), 4825 nucleotides long. NCBI's taxonomy places the organism in Eukaryota, Metazoa, Chordata, Aves, Passeriformes, Paridae. The record is from RefSeq and is a predicted model, not a curated record.
GGGAGCGGCCGGGACCAGGAGCGGGCGGCGCCGGCAGCCGCGGGCGGCGGAGUUCCAGGACUUUCGCAUCAAAACAGGAGAUAUGAAGCACUGUGGCCUGUGAUAUUUAUUUUUGCUGUUUUCACCACUGGAGGAUGGCUGACAGACUCUGUGAAAAUGGUUCUGGUCAGUACCACUGCACCCACACCAGCCAACCUCUUGAAAUCAGCUACAUGUUGGUCCUGAUUAUAUUUGGAAAAGUCUUCCUUGAUUUCUUCAUGUUGCAAAUUAAGCCAAAACCUGUGAAAGUCAGUUUUAUGGGAUAUUUCUGCAUUUCAGUGGCACUUCUUGAUUUUGCACUGCUGCUGAGUAUCUGUUUCAUUUUCUGUUUUGAGGACUUUGCACUGUGGGGCGUGCGAUUCACAGAGUACCACAUCUGCCUCUUCACUCAGAUCACUUCUCUGACCUACGGGAUUUUGCCUUACCCAGUGUAUCUUGUGGCUGCUCUGGAUUAUUACACCACCGUCCCCCAAACAUCCCGAUUCCCUAAAACAGGUCGGAAGUUACUUUAUGUAUUUGCUGUGGUGCUUAUAUGGAUUUCCAGGUUUUUUUGCACUCUCCAAGUUCCCGCUGUCUCUGAAGAGCUGGAAAUGCAGAACAGCGUUUCCCCUUCGCAGUGCCCUCUCUCCGGCAGCCUGCAGAGCUACUGGGUGUCGUGUGCCAUGGUGCUGCUGCUGGCCACGGCUCUCCUGGCUCGCUGGAAGGAGGUGACAGCCAUGCUGCUGUCUGCCAGGCUCCUCUCCUUUUCCAGCCAGCCUGUGCUGCUGUUCCCCUACGUGCCUAACAACAACAACACUCGCUUCAAGUGGCAGCUCCUGAGCAGGCUCCUCCUGUGUUUCCUUGGCACUUGGGCGCCGUUUGUUGUUCUCCAGGUGGUGGUUCUGCUCCUGGGUGUGCAGAUCCCAGCCUAUGUGGAGAUGAACGUGCCCUGGCUGUACUUCAUCAACAGCUUUCUCCUGGCAGCAGCCUACUGGUGCCGGUGCCACCAAGUGGAGCUGACAGAGGAAGGGUGGUGCACAGACCCCUUUGUCAGCUGGAAAUUCUGCUUUAUGCCGUUCAACAAUGAAAGCACAGAGCCAGCUGAUAAGCCAGGCCCAGUAAUCGUCAACUGUUAAUGAGCUGCAGACGGAAAAGGCUGCAAAGAACUCCGAUGUUGGCUGGCUGGGUCCUUACAGACAAUACAAGGAAACAUCUCCAGAGGUUCACUCCGUGGAAAUAAGUGCAGUGUCCAGCAAUACUUCAGUGGAUAUUGCACUGCAGUUCAGGACACCGAGUCCCAGUGGGCAGCAAGCACUGCCACGCCAGGGAAUUCAACUCCAAAUUACAUGUUUAAAAAACCACUGCUUAUAUAGGACAAGUUUUCAGUUCAACUUCGUGUUUCUGACUAGAAUUCUACAGUUCCUUUAACUGGAAUUAUCUCAGGUUUUACAGUACAAAAUGCAAUAAAGUCUUCAAGGCUGGAGUUACAUACAGAAGCUGACCUAAGUGUGAAAAACGAGGUUCAGUCUCCUGUUAAAUUUUAAAAGGUUUAAUAAAGACAAUGAGAGACAGAAAAUAAAGCAGAGUAAUGGCUGUGUGCCUUGGCACUCUGCCAAGAGCGUACCUGGUAUCCUGGGAACACUCCUUUUAUAUCAUUUUGCUGUAAUGGUUAAAUGCAUAUUCAAACUUUUCCAAGAACUAUUUUGCAUGGCUACUCCUUGGGUCUGCCUGUUUAGAGCAUGCACUUUUCAGGUUUAAUUUCCCUUUUAUCAUUCUUUUAUUUGGGCUGGGGUUCUUUCUUCCACAGGCAGUAAGUGUUGACAGCACCCUUGGCCCCAUCAUCUGUUUACUGGAGGUUAUCUUGCUUUGCUCAGGCAGGACUAACCCAAACAUCCAAAAUUCUUCUGGAACUUCUUCUGGAAUUCUUCUAAAUUUUAGCUAAUAGGAGGAGAAAAAGAAAAAGACAUAGCAAAAGCUAUCUAACAUAAUACACAUAAACAUUCAUAUUAAUACUUGUGAAAAGUCAGUAUCACACUAUGUAUUUAUAAGGUUCAAAUGACUUUUUGAAGUGCAUUUUGUUGUUAAAAUGUGGGUUUUUGUCAGCUUGAUGGAAAGGUUACUGUCUGUUUAACAAGAAAUAACUUGUUUUAGUUAAAGAUACAACUCCUACAGAAAUAGAAACUUUAUAUAGUACAAAACCAGUGCAAAAGCAGUGCAAGAUGUGCAAUUUCCACAGCCACAGGAGAGGUGCUGCUUCAUUGCUUCUUUUCUGCUGCUCCUCUAAGGUACAUGAACAUAUUAAAAUCAAAAUAAUUAGAGCAACAAGCAUCAAGGUUAGCUGGUAUACAUAAAUAAAUGUCCAAGGUUAAAGAAUGAUUUAAAUUAAAAUAUAGCUUAUUUUGAAGACAAAAUUACUUUAAAAUAGUUAAAUACAAAGUGGGACUAUUUUAGCAGGGAAAAAAUUAGUCAGGCUUCUAGCAAAAAUACUCUCAAUUUUCAAAUUCUUGAAAUUUGAUUUUGUGUAAGAGAAAUAAAUUAUACACGACCAAAGCAGACAAAUGAAAUUAGCAUUUAUUUCUGAAGCACUAAACUCACAAUACAAUGUUGUAUUGAAAGAGAAACUAAGUGAUGCUGUAGGUUGGUUAAUUGUCCCCCAGACCCACAGGGAACAAUGAUUUCACACAAGAAUACUCAUUAAGAAAACUCUGCAGAUAACAAAAGGUGCAAUUACAAGCAAGUUUAAGCAGCAUAGUAUAAGGUGCUUUGUUUCAGCAUUUGAAGGAUGGAUUUACCCAUUAACAGACAGAUCAAAGAAAUGUCACUUUUACAGAUCAUAACAAAUGAGAGAAUCUAAAAUUCAUUCACAUGCUUGUUGGUAAUAGGAAAGUGCUUCUUAAAAAAAUGAUUCACAAAGUAAAGAUUAUACUUUUACAUAGUUCAUUGUGUGCUCUUCAACUGUAAAAUUUAAAUUUUGGGUAAUAAUUUACUUUAUUAUAUAUCAAUUAUAGAGAUAGAUUUAAUUGCAGAAUUUAAUACUACAUGGGUUAAAUUUUCUUAUAAAAGAAUAUUCCAGUAUUUCACUCAAUAAGAAUACACAAUCACAUCUCAAUCAUAAAUUAAUCUUUGAUUUCUGAAACAUAUCAAAAUCUGAUUAUUUUGAUUUAUUACUUCACCCCACAUAGUGCUUCUUUUACCCACAGUCUGUGGUAAAUUUCUUUGAGGUUUCUGUGAUGUAAUCAAAAGGGGACAAGCAUUUUUCAGCAGUAAAAAUGAUUUUGGGGGAAAAUCUGUUUAAAAGGCCAUCAAAAGGAUAGUAAAUGAUCGAAAACUGAAUUUUAAAACUAGUGCAAUAAGAGGAGGCAAUGCUUAGCAACAUUGUUUGAAGUGUUUUGGCACCACAAAUUAUUUCAUUUUUUAUGCAGGAAAAUGUACUUGGGGGAAAUUCUCUUUCCAUGUUAAAAGUAGGAAAGCACAUGCAAUGUUAACUGGAAAAACAACCCUAAGCAAUCGCUCCCUGCUCUCUCAAACUAAUUGCUGUUAACUAGAGCUGGAGAUGCUGUAGGAUAAACCAUGGCUAAACACAGGGUUUUGACACAACAUUUCUUCAGGUUUUAUAGAAACUGGACACCCACUGAAAUGGGGCUGACAAAAUAUUUACAAAACCUAAUUCCAUUUAAAAAUCAGCAAAUACAUCAAAUAUAAGAAUGCACCAGGCAUUUCAGAAUCAUGAAAUAACUAAUCCCUACAGACUCGGCAGGCAGGGGGAAAUUCCUCUUUUAAACAGCAGAUGAAGGCAAAGCUAUUUUCAAGUUCAUUUCAGGUGUGUUUUGCAUGGUAAGUCUCACCCUUCUGAAUCACUAACAUGCACAGAACUGGAACUGCAACCAGUUGGGUGAGGCUGCUGACAUGUUUUAUUCAUCAGUGUGGUUCAGCUUCCCAAGCCCUAAUUAAAGUUUACACAACCCGGUCUGCCCUAACGUGCCAGAAUUCCUGUAGCUGCUGCAGUGCUCCUAAAGCCACUUGAAAUUUUUAACAUUUUUUAUAGGGAAUCCACAACAUGAAGCCAAAGCAAAUAUUAAUGGAUUGAUGUUACAUCACUGUAUCACUUGUCAAAUUUAUUCUUUCUUACUUUUUGUAGAAAAGUGCCAAAGAGCAUCAACUUUUAGGUUGUCACCUCCAUAGAGGAGGUAACAGUGGCACUGCAGGUCUCCUCCAACAUCCAACUGUGGUGCCUGAGCCUGCCAAGUGACUAUUUUAAAACAUAUUAAUGGUAACUCUCUUUGCAAGCCCACUUUUAUCCUUGGCAUUCAUGGAGAGAGACACCAGCUGUGCAGUGAUCUCCAUCCUACUGCCUUCCUAACAAUUGUAUCUUUUCCUCUGGGCAUUUGUUUUUUAACCUGGUGCUUCUGGGCAGUACCAACACUGGUACCUGGACCAUCCCUCUCUAGAACAGGGUGACAGUUUCACUGCCAAAGAGGACAGAAGCUGUGCCAGGAAGGUGGAAAUAUCUGAAAUAAAACAACUACAGAUAACCACUGCUACAUCUCCUCUGUACAUCACUUCUUGUGCUGUGCCAGCAACUAAUGGCCUUACACAAUUCAAACACCUUACAGUCCUAAAUUCUUGUAAGAUUAUUCGAUAUUAAUGCUAACAACAGCUGAAGUGUUAAUCCUUUAUGGGAGACUUCUGUACUUUUCUCAUUUAAAGAAUCUCUUACAAAUCAACAUUGACUUUAAUGAGAUAUUCUAUGUGUUUUCAACUCUAAACAGAGUAUUUGGCACUCAAUGAUAAAAUCUUUCUUUACACA